This is a messenger RNA of Aspergillus uvarum CBS 121591, 1488 nucleotides long. Its product is annotated as putative allantoate permease. The transcript is spliced from 2 exons. Gene Ontology annotation, cellular component: membrane. Bases 1 to 1488 code for a protein of 495 amino acids. Gene Ontology annotation, biological process: transmembrane transport. Gene Ontology annotation, molecular function: transmembrane transporter activity. The record is from RefSeq and is a predicted model, not a curated record. Lineage: Eukaryota; Fungi; Ascomycota; Eurotiomycetes; Eurotiales; Aspergillaceae.
AUGACCACCCAACCCAACGGAAAAAAGGUCUCUGGAGUCCCACCGAACGAUGACGUGGAGCAAAUUGAUACCGAAAUUCAGCCUGGCGAGAUCAAGCAUGGAAUCACAGGAGACGCUGAUCCAGCCCUACAAUUUCUGGCUACAGAGGUGAUCGAAUACACGCCCGAGGAGUCCCGCAAAGUGUUGUCCAAGAUCGAUCGAGUUCUGAUGCCUCUGCUUUGCUGGGUUUAUCUGAUCCAAUUUGCCGACAAAACAUCUUUGAAUUAUGCCUCCCUGAUGGGGAUCCGUGAGGACACACACCUGGACCCAAACUCGCAGCAAUACAGCUGGGUGUCGAGAAAAUAUACCUCAUUCAAUAUUCUGAUCUGGGGUGUCGUGCUCCUCUGUCACGUCGCAACCAAUAGCUACGCUGGCCUCCUUUGUGUUCGGUUUUUGCUCGGCGCGUUCGAGGCAACAGUCACUCCGGCCUUCGUACUGUUCACCUCCUGCUGGUACAAACAAGAUGAGCAGGCCAAGCGCAUGGGGUUCUGGCUUGCUUGCAAUGGCUUUGCUCAAAUCCUGACCGCGGCAAUUGCGUAUGGACUGUCGGGUGUACAGACAUCUUCCAUUGCUGUAUGGAAGAUUCUCUUCCUCGUGCUGGGCCUGCCUACCGUCCUAACCGGCGCUUUUUACUUUUGGCUCAUGCCCGACGAUCAGAUCCACGCCAGAUUCCUGAGCCACCGGGAGAAGCUCAUUGCUGUUGAUCGCAUCCGGGGCAACUUCCAAGGCAUAGGUAGCCAUACUUGGAAAUGGGCCCAUUUCUUUGAAGCCUUCCGUGAUCCGCGCACGUAUCUCUACGUGCUCUUCUCGCUCUUGAUGAAUAUCCCCAACGGGGGCAUCACGACCUUCGGUUCCAUCGUGAUUAGCUCUUUUGGCUUCUCCAGUCGCAUGUCCCUCUUGCUCAACAUGCCAAUGGGGCUUGUUGACAUUGUCUGCAAGCUGGGGUUAACAUAUCUCUCGGACAGGUUUCUGGAUCGCACCAUUCUUGCUAUAAUCGCCAUCCUGAUACCCAUGGUGGGUGGCAUCCUGAUGAUUGUCCUACCCCUUCAUGCCAAAGCUGGCCUACUGGUAGGCUACUAUUUUAUCGGUGCUGCAGGCACCUCCUGGUGUUUGGUCAUGGUGAUGAUAUCCAACAAUACGCUCGGCUACACCAAGAAGGCCACAGUAAAUGGCCUCCAGAUAUUGGCCUACGCCGCGGGAAACUGGAUUGGACCGCAGACGUUCCGCUCAACCCAAGCGCCCGAGUAUUUUGAUGGCAAGCUGAUGGUUGCCAUCAUGUACGCUCUCGCAGCAGCGACCUUACUGGCUAUUCGUCUGGUGAACAUUUUUGAAAAUAGGAGACGCGACCAAAAGGCUCUUUCCAAUCCCGCAGUCGAGAACGUGGCUAUCGGCACUGAGUUCUUCGACUUGACGGAUUUCGAGCAGCCGGCUUUCCGCUAUAUACUUUGA